AUGGCCCAAUUCCUAGAGGCGUCACAGGUCCGCUUGUCAUUCAGCCAUUUGGGUCUGGCCCGUCUCAAUCCAUCGCCUCCGUCUGCAGUAGAGGUAGCAAACGACCUACUGCAAAAGAACCAUGACAGGUAUCACAUGUACUUCCGUGAUGUUGCCGGCCACAAUCAUAUCCCCCAUUCUAUUCUCACAGUUCUUGCAAUGGGUGGCGGCCCCCGGCAGCUGAAAAGAGCAUUUGACGAUGGAGUGCCCAUACAACGGCCGCUGCCUCCCGUUGAUCUCGAAGUUGUCAAAAGCUUCAAGGACCCGGCCAGGUUUCGAGAAAAGAUGACUCUUUUAUCAGAGUACACAAAUUAUCUAGCGUUCUUUGAGGAAGAGAUCGAAUACAAAGGCUGGGAGGCUGUCGUCAAUGAGCGCUGCUUCAGUCGCACCCCUAACGCAGACUACUUGUUGUCCCAGAUGUACGAGGGCGUUUUUCAUCCUAUGAUCCACCUGGGCUUUGGUGUUGAAUUCCAACUUCCCAGUAUUGUUGCCGAGGGGCUCGCGCAAGCUGCUUCACAUUAUCUUGGAAACCUGGACCAUUUCUUCUCAGGUGCUGAGAGACUGGUGCAGACCGGAUCUGUAGCACCCAAGCGACUCUUUGAUCUUUACCAGGAGGUUCGCAGCAACGAGAAAGUCCGUACAGCUGCGCUGGUAACUGAUAGAGCCUUCAGAGUCCGCGAUGGCGUGCUGGGUCGGGCGUUACAUGAGAUCAUAAGGGUAGCUUCCCAAUAUCAGAUCACACCUGAUGAUUUGGAGCGUGCGACCGCUGAAAUGAUCAGUUGUGCUGCCUAUGCCGCCGCUACUAUACAAAACAAGCCCGGGAAAGUCCGAAGGAUCGACUUUUACGUUAUGCAUAAUGUUACCUGUUCCGUCGCUCUGGUCGUUCUGCUCCGUCAACCAUGGAUCAAACUCGAGGACAAGGUCCGUGUUUUAGAGUGGAAGGGCCGGCUCGAUCUCGUCAUGUACGCCGCCAUCUCGGCACCCGAGCUGCACCUCGAGAAUAUCCUAGAAUAUAAGCCGACGCAAAGCAAGGAUAUGACAUGGAGCACAAUGUACGAAGCUAUCAAUGAUAUUCAUGAUGAUGGACAUAUCGCCAAGUUCGUUCGAGCUUUAAAACUUGGCGAGGAAGUAGCAAAGCCGUUCGAGCAGGAUGACAAGGCUGGUGAUCUGCCCGUGAAAGGAAACUUGUGGUUCAGGAUUGCUCAGUUGUGUUUCGAUACGACUUCGCUAAGUGAUGGGAUAGAAGCCGAUGAGAAGUGGGUUAUGGGUGCUGGAUUUGAUCCCAUGUGGCGAAUGGUCCCUGAUCGAUCCGAUUCUUAUGACCCUAACUGGCGAUAA
This is a messenger RNA of Neoarthrinium moseri, 1377 nucleotides long. RefSeq lists its product as uncharacterized. The record is from RefSeq and is a predicted model, not a curated record. The transcript has a single exon. The coding region runs from base 1 to 1377 and encodes 458 amino acids. Gene Ontology annotation, molecular function: oxidoreductase activity. NCBI's taxonomy places the organism in Eukaryota, Fungi, Ascomycota, Sordariomycetes, Amphisphaeriales, Apiosporaceae.